Messenger RNA from Seriola dumerili (greater amberjack), 2232 nucleotides. RefSeq lists its product as uncharacterized. The coding region runs from base 1 to 2232 and encodes 743 amino acids. The transcript has 16 exons. The record is from RefSeq and is a predicted model, not a curated record. NCBI's taxonomy places the organism in Eukaryota, Metazoa, Chordata, Actinopteri, Carangiformes, Carangidae.
AUGAUAGCUGUUGAUCUCUCCUUCACUGGAGAGGAACCUCGCUUUGAGGCUGUUGAUGCAACAGGUGUUUACCCCAUCACUGAGCAGUAUGCAGCGAAGUGUGGCUACAGUGUCGGUGUUCUCCCUCUGCGGGGCCACGUGGAGCUCCGAGCCUCUGUCUUCAGCUGUCACACUGACAACAAGGAUGACGAAGUGUUCACAUUCAACUUCAACCUGAUUGCAAACCAUGAAGGAAAGGAGGUCGCCUAUGCCUUGAACAAGACCUGUUCUCCCUCUCUCCCCUGGUCUCCCAGAGAGGUUACCUGUGAGGAGAACUACAUGGAAGUGUCUGUGAGGAGUGAAGUCCCAUGUGCAUCUGCGGCUAAGAAGGAGGACUGGAAUGCCGUUAAAUCUGCGCAUAGUUCCAACACUUCAGACUGGCAGGUGACGUUUCAGAGAGCAGAGGAGCAGUCGAUGCCUAUGACCCUCUCCGACGCUCGUAAGCAGGGCUACGUGUUUGACCUUACAGCUGGAAGGCUUGUGUUUCGUACGCCGUAUGGACAACCUGACUCAUUCAGCACAGAGGUGAAUGGUGUUCCAGUAGAGGUGGUCCAUGCAUCCAUGUUCUCCAGACAAAGCUGGUUUGUUCUCAUGGUCGACCUGGUGGCUGCCUGCUCCAUGCAUAAAGGAUCAUAUGAUGACGAUGGAUACAUGAUGUGGGAGACCCCUGAGGUGCUGCACCCGCUGGUGUCUGGUCAGCACGAUACGCAGGUCCACAUCGGUGUGGAUGGUGAACUUGUGGAGCAGCCGGUUGCAGAGGAGAGAGGCUACACUGUGAGGAAGCACAACGCCACAGUCCAGAUCAGCAUCCCCUAUAAUGCUGAAGGAGGAUACAGGAAGAGCUCUGUGAUUGGCGACCUCUACGAGUUUUACGUCUUUCAUCUGUACUUGGAGCAAAUCUUGGUGGAUGAGGAUCGGGUAGAGACGAGGCUCCGGUUUCACAGAACGCUGGCCACUCCGAUGCUGCCCCGCCGUGUUUUCACUGCCAACCGAACUGUUGUUGAAGAACGACUGUUCACCGUCUACCUCGGAGAUGUCCCUGAAGACGCCGAGCUGGCAGCUGUUCAGCUGAACGGACAAGAAUUGACGGUUCCAUUUACAAACACAAGCAUCCACUCAAUCACAAAAGUUAUUCAGCCCAACAGCACCCGUGGUUACACUCUGAAGGUGCCGUUUGAUGACCCUGUUGUCAUACAGCAGUUCUCUAAAGCAGAUGCAGUUCUUCAAUACAGGCUGGACAUCAAUUACACACUGAUUGUUCUGCCUGAAAAUGAGUCUUUUUACCACCCAACAACCGUCAUUGUGUUGUUCACAGAUGUCUCUCCUCCAGUCUUUGAUGCCGUCUGUUCUGAGUCUGGCAUCAGCUUCAAACUGGACCACCGGCCUUUUGACUACCUGUGGUACAUCAGUAUCGACACCGAGCUGCUGACGUCAGAGCUGGCAGCGCAGCACAGCUACAUCAUGAGCAACGACAGCCAGAGUCUGCUGCUCAACGUGCCGCUCUACACCCACGGAUAUGAAUACAAGAACUUUACUCUGAAGGGAUUCCUUGGCACUUUUGAGAUCCUUGUGAGGGAUCAUGAAACAUCAGAGGUCCAGAGUUCAACUGUCAAGACGUGUCCGUUCAGCACUACUGAGCUGAUCAUGUGUUCGACUGAUGGGAGGAUGACUGUGGUGGCUGACUUGUCUCGGGCCGUCACAAGUGGAGGGAUCCCUGCUAGAACCAACCUCGUAGACAAAUACUGUGGACCCAAGGAAGCAGACGACAGCAGGGCUCUCUUCUCUUUCCCACUCAACAGCUGCGGAUCAAUAGUCAAGCUUGGCCAGGAAAAUGUGACGUAUCAAAAUGAGAUUUCCUACAACAAGGAGUACGUCGGUGUGAGCAAGGCAGCCUCUGAAGAUGCUACUGAGCGGAUAACAGUGCAGUGUACGUAUCCUCUGGCUGGUCUCCAUCGCCUCUUCUCGACAUACAGGUUUGAGUCUGAUACAGUCGGUAUCGGCAGCAUCAUCCAUCAUGCGCAGGCCACACCAGCUCCACAGAUCCCCACCAUCAAACCUAUUACAGCACUUCAAACCACACCUGCUUCCAAAAGACCAACCAGAGAACCUCUAGCUUUCCUGCCUGCUCAUUACCCCCCUGUCCGCUACAUCAGAGUUACGAAGGAGCUGAGGGAACCUCGCAAACCAAAGUAA